AUGGAGACGCGUUCUAAACAAACUGUCGGACGAGCUGAACACGUUAGACCUCCGAGCACUGAUCAACAGUUUGUGGAGAGGGAGCUGAAGGCCGCAAUAGAAUCAGACAAGAAAUAUCAGAAAGAAAAUGAUGCUAAAUUUCGAGCCUUGCAUCAGAACGUUGCCUCCUAUGAAGAGUUCAGGGAUAUAGUGCUGGCAUCCCAUUUGAAACCUCUUGAAAGGAAGGAUAUAGCUGGUGCUCCACGCAAACAGCCGUGGAACCCCGUUUCCUCUGCAUCCAAACCAAAGGACAGCUUUUACCCCGAGGAGGUCAAGACUGAACAGUUUACGUUCCAGCCCAAAACAGCUUCUGACUUCCAUCGAGACUGGAAAAGACUGGUUUGGAGCCCUGAAAAGAAGUAUAACUUUCUGAUAUCUCUUGGUGGCAAGAACCUGCAGCAAAUAUUCAGUACUGAGAUUGCUUUGGGUCUGCUUGGCGAAUUUUUGCAGAUCAUUGCAGAGUGCUUUCGUCCUGGAGAUGAGCCAGAGGUACUAGCUGUGUUGGAGGGCUUGUCAAAAACGUACCGUUUCAGCCUCAACGUGUCCUUCCUGGACCGAGCGGAAAGAGAUGCGUGCGCCAACCUGUUCCGCGGGCUGCUCAAUGUAAGCGAAGGGCAGUGUUCGGAAGACAUUUGCACGAGAACCUGCGGGCAGGCUACAGAGCCGAGAGAAACGGAAGGUCACAAACACACUCGGAACAGGCAGGCUGGGGAAACGUGUGUUGUGAAAAAACUGAAAGCAUUAAUGCAGCUGUAUGACGCGACCCUUCCGUGUAUGCAGUGAGGAACCCAGG
Messenger RNA from Scleropages formosus (Asian bonytongue), 832 nucleotides. It is a transcript of the gene dnaaf19, whose product is annotated as dynein axonemal assembly factor 19. The coding region runs from base 1 to 822 and encodes 273 amino acids. NCBI's taxonomy places the organism in Eukaryota, Metazoa, Chordata, Actinopteri, Osteoglossiformes, Osteoglossidae. Gene Ontology annotation, biological process: determination of left/right symmetry; epithelial cilium movement involved in extracellular fluid movement; inner dynein arm assembly. Gene Ontology annotation, cellular component: outer dynein arm. The transcript has 4 exons. The record is from RefSeq and is a predicted model, not a curated record.